AUGAAAACCAAUGUCUUGGGCUCAACCUACACUCUGAUCCCUGAUGCUAUGGGAGCCUGGAAGAUCAUCUCCUUGGUUGUCUAUGGGACCACCUUCCUUCUGGGGCUGCCCUCCAAUGUCCUAGCUCUCUAUGUCAUUUAUUGCCGCGCCAAGGUACGUGUGACACCCAACCUCAUCUACAUGAUCAACCUGUGCAUCUCUGACCUGGUGUUUGUUCUCAUCCUACCCUUGAAGAUGCUGGCAGUGGGGAAAGGGAACUGGGCCCUGCCAGGCUUCUUCUGUGCUCUUUACAAUUUAAUCCAUUUUGGCACAAUCUAUGCCAGUGUCUGUUUUCUGACUGUUGUUGGUGUGGGACGCUUUCUGGGAGUUGUUUUCCCUAUCCAGUAUCAGAUUUACAAGAAGCCUUGUUACUCAUGUCUAGUUUCUCUCGUGAUAUGGACCAUAGUAGGAUUCCAUGGGAUUCUCCUCUUUGUCCUGGAGAGCACCAAGGAUCUUAGUCCCAGACUCUUUGCUGAUGACACCUUGACUUGUUAUAGCAACUUUACUGAGGAGCAGAUGACCUUGUUGCUUCCUAUUCGGCUGGAGCUGUCUGUAGUACUGUUCUUCCUCCCCUUGGCCAUCACUUUUUUUUGCUAUGCUGCCUGCAUCUGGGUCCUGGUUGGAUCACAUCUCCAUGUGCAGAAGAAGCGCCGUGCAGUGCGGGUGGCGGUGGCCACUCUCUCUGUCUUUGUCCUCUGCUUUGGCCCUUACAACAUAUCCCACGUCGUGGGCUUCGUCCUCAGAAGAGAUCUCUGGUGGCGUAGCGUGGCUCUCCUCCCAAGUGCCUGCAAUGCUUUCCUGGAUCCUCUUGUAUUCUACUUCCUAUCUACUGCUGUGGAUGAUGGGAUAAUCCAAGUGUGGCAAUCCCUGAAGGGAAAAUGUAGUUCGCUUAGGAUGAAAAUUUCUUUGACCCAUGGAAAACAAGGAAACCAACAAAAAGCUUUGAGCAUUGCCUGA
Messenger RNA from Anolis carolinensis (green anole), 996 nucleotides. RefSeq names its product free fatty acid receptor 2-like. Lineage: Eukaryota; Metazoa; Chordata; Lepidosauria; Squamata; Anolidae. The coding region runs from base 1 to 996 and encodes 331 amino acids. The record is from RefSeq and is a predicted model, not a curated record. The transcript has a single exon. Gene Ontology annotation, cellular component: plasma membrane. Gene Ontology annotation, molecular function: bioactive lipid receptor activity. Gene Ontology annotation, biological process: response to fatty acid; positive regulation of cytosolic calcium ion concentration; positive regulation of insulin secretion.